Molecule: messenger RNA, 1633 nt
Organism: Anopheles maculipalpis
Lineage: Eukaryota; Metazoa; Arthropoda; Insecta; Diptera; Culicidae
Product: GATA-binding factor A-like
Exons: 5
Coding region: 32-1633 (533 amino acids)
Biological process (GO): negative regulation of transcription by RNA polymerase II; positive regulation of transcription by RNA polymerase II; cell fate commitment
Molecular function (GO): zinc ion binding; DNA-binding transcription factor activity, RNA polymerase II-specific; RNA polymerase II cis-regulatory region sequence-specific DNA binding
Source: RefSeq, a predicted model, not a curated record
CGACGACGACGGCAAAGUUCCUGCUAGGAUCAUGUUUCACACGUCUGCCGCAUACUCCGACAUGACGGCAGCUGUGGUGGCAACUGGCAACACGGGCUCCUACCAUCAGUCGGCAGCGGCUGCCGCGGCCGCAGCCGCCAACGCACCCGUUUAUGUGCCGUCAAGCCGCGCCCUGCCCCACACCCAGUACGGUGCACAUUCGGCCAACUUUUCCACACAAAAUGGCUGGCCGGCGGACGGAUUUGGCACAACGCACACGCAGCUUCCACCCCAGUUCUAUGCGCAGAACGUGAUGAUGGGUUCCUGGCGCGCCUACGACCCGACCGGCUUCCAACGUACCUCGCCAUAUGACAGCGCAAUGGAUUUCCAAUUCGGCGAGGGAAGAGAAUGUGUGAAUUGUGGGGCCAUUUCAACACCGCUCUGGCGUCGGGACGGCACCGGCCACUAUCUCUGCAAUGCAUGCGGGCUCUAUCACAAGAUGAACGGUAUGAACCGUCCGUUGAUAAAGCCCAGCAAGAGACUGGUGAGUCAGACCGCCACGCGACGAUUGGGACUGUGCUGCACAAACUGUGGAACGCGCACGACGACCCUGUGGCGGCGCAAUAACGACGGUGAGCCCGUGUGUAAUGCCUGCGGAUUAUACUUCAAGCUGCACGGAGUCAACAGGCCGCUGGCAAUGCGCAAGGAUGGCAUCCAGACGCGUAAGCGCAAGCCGAAGAAAACGGGAGGUUCCGGUUCGGCGGACGUGAUGGCUUUGGUCGGUGGCAAAAAGGAUGAUGGAAUUGGUGACGGUUUGCUACAAACCGAUCGAAAUGGCAACUCGAAGAAUCUUUCCGGCAGUCCAAAGUCUCAAAACCUUUCGUCGCCUGCAAUUCGCUCCCUGCACAUUUCACCCCACCACGGACAAUCCUACAAUCUGCCAUCGUCUCUAGGCUCGUCGCAUCAUGGUGGAGGUGGAUCGCUAGGAUCUCUGGUAGGAAAGUACGAUCUGUCGGCUCUCUCGCCACCCGGUUCGCUUGGAGGAGUUGUUCCAGGAAGCAUCUCGAGCGUCGUUUCAUCCUCGGCAUCCCACCAGCAACACACAGGACUCAACGCGUCCCACAUCUACACCACGCCGAGCUCGAACUCGCUUUCGACACAGCACAGUCAUUCGCCAGUGAAUGGCUAUAGUCAUACGGCUGGAGGUUCGACCAUCGGUGGCAACAAUGGUAGCGGCGGAGGUGGUGCUGGUUCUAACGCUUCCGGUUCAUCGAAUCUGGGUGGGCUCAGUAACAAUCCCACGGGCAACAGUCCAUUCGGACAGAUUAAAUCGGAAUCGAAUCCAUUGGGUGCGUCCACCACACCAACGUCUUCCGUACCGUCCAGCAAUGGGUACGGCGACUACAUGAACAAUUGCCUACAGAGCGGAUACUUUGGGGGUGGUUUCAGUUCGUUGCACUCCCAUCACAGUCCACACCACGUGUCACCCGGUGUGGGAGGCUCGGUAAAUGGAGCGUCGCUGUCCCAUUCGCAUCACGCACACCCGCAUCACCAUCACCACCAUCAUCAUCAUCAUCCAACGGCGGCGGAUCUAGCCGGGUACCAUCAUCAGCACAACGUCAUUCAGGCGGCAAAGUUGAUGGCCUCUUCCUAA